UGCCUCCUCUUCCUACUAUUAAUCCCAUCUUUCCUCCAAUUAGGGAACACAUUGGGCAGGAAGGUGAUCCUAGUUCUAGCAGCAAGGGUAAAGAUAAGGAAGAGGUUGGCAGUGUCCCUUGGAAGGAUUUGAAGGUUGCCAUGCGGCCAAAGGACUUUGGGUAUAUCAACAAUUGCUUGGCAGGGCGUCGAUUCACAUUCGAUGAGCUCGGAGAGCCUUUAGCUAAAGAUGAAUCAGAUUGUGACCGGAUGUUGAAGCUAUCUUCAUAUGUCAUGACUGAGUAUCACGACAGACUGCGAGAGGCUGAGCGGUGCAAGGUGAAACUGAAAGAGAACAAGCAGCUUGUGAAUGAUGCCAGGAAGACGAGCAAAGCUUUGGCUGAUGCCAUUGAAGUCAGGGAUCAACAUUUUGAGAGUUUGAAGAGGCGGAAUGGUGAGAACUUGAGACUCAAAGUACAGUUGGAGGCAACUAUGCUCGAGGUUUCCAAGGCUAAAGGGGAGUUGGAUAGUGCCUUGGUUGAGGUUUCUGAGCUGAAGAGUAGUAUCCCGACUGAGAAGGAAGCUGCUGUGAAGGAGUUCUUGGGUUCCCCGGCCUUUCUCCAUGUCCUUAGACCUCGCUGUACCCGGGAAGUUCAUUUUGAAAAAAGGAAAUGGAUGGCUGUCCUUGAUCGUUAUGAUGAUGGAAGCGUUCUUCGAAAAUACCGUGAAGAAAUAGAUGACCAUCAUCGAAAAGGUGAAACCUUCGACCUUGCAGUUUAUUCGAGUAGUGCAGAUGAGUCGGGCGAUGAUGCUAGUGCUGAUGAGCAGAGUCAUCAGGGUGAUGAUGAGGUUGGAGAUGCAGAAAAUGACGGUAGGUCUCAGAGUGAUAUGAUCAGGGGUUCAACUUCAGAGGAGGAGGACUAG
Molecule: messenger RNA, 902 nt
Organism: Malus domestica (apple)
Lineage: Eukaryota; Viridiplantae; Streptophyta; Magnoliopsida; Rosales; Rosaceae
Source: RefSeq, a predicted model, not a curated record